Molecule: messenger RNA, 600 nt
Organism: Spodoptera littoralis (African cotton leafworm)
Lineage: Eukaryota; Metazoa; Arthropoda; Insecta; Lepidoptera; Noctuidae
Source: the annotation of a GenBank genome assembly
AUGAAGUUCCUACAAGCAACUCUAUUGUGCGCACUAGCCGUGAUUGUGACUCACGUCGCUGGUCAAAACGUUAAGGACAACGUGGUCACCAAACUCGACCCUACAUCUGAAGACUUUGAGCUAGAAAUACCAGAACAUUGCAAAAAAAUUGGUAUUUGUGAAGAUGUUCCUAACUACCCACAAGAACUAGCAGACAAGGCUAUAUCACAGCUGACUAAUACUGGUGCAUUACAACAAGAUAAACUGGACAUUCCAUCAUUACCUGACAUCGCACAAAGAGCUGGAGCUCAUGAAGAAAAUAUCGAACUCUGCAAGUCUGACAAACGGGUGGUGUAUCCCAAAGCAGCAGUUGGUACCGAUGGAAAAUGGCAUGCUGUGCUAAAUCAAGAGGAAAAUCCUUUACAAGCUUUAGUAGUUGAAGUUUGCGAUCCCCCCUCUGCACCGUGUUCUAAUGUAAUAUUCACCCAAACCGGAUAUGAAACAAGUUGUCAACAAAAGUUCGUGUACCGUACACUGCAAGUACUACUCCGCAAUGGUGACAUAUCGCAGACUCAACUGCAAGUACCCAGUUGUUGUGCAUGCGUUGCCAACGUUGUAUAA